GUAAGGACGUGCCCAAGCUUCCUGGUUGUCGCUUGACGCAAUCAGCUGUAAGUGCAGCUCGAGUCGUGUUGAUGAGUCGAGCCGAAAGGAUCAGAGCCGGCGGGGGGAAUAAAAUCUUCACUCCUGCGUGUUAGGUUUAUGUUGGAUGAAACGUUUCAAGCCUAUCCUGAGUCCACUCUUGUGCCCUGAGUAGAGGACAGCAUGGCCAGCGCCUCUCCUCAUCCCUCUCAGCCUCAGCCUCAAGCUCAGCCUCAGCCUCAGACCCAGUCAUCCAGCUCUUCGGCGACAGACAGCGCAGGGACCGGCUCCAGUACCCAGACACAGGGAGAGACCGGCAGCCAGGACAGCACGUUUGAGUGUAACAUCUGCUUGGACACUUCCAAGGACGCAGUAAUAAGCUUAUGUGGCCAUCUCUUUUGCUGGCCUUGCUUGCAUCAGUGGUUGGAAACGAGGCCAAACAGACAGGUGUGUCCGGUAUGUAAAGCAGGUAUCAGCAGAGAUAAAGUGAUCCCCCUGUAUGGACGAGGCAGCACGGGUCAGCAGGAUCCCAGAGAGAGAACUCCUCCCAGACCACAAGGCCAGAGACCCGAGCCUGAAAAUCGUGGCGGGUUCCAAGGUUUCGGUUUUGGAGAUGGCGGCUUUCAGAUGUCCUUCGGUAUUGGAGCGUUUCCUUUUGGAAUAUUUGCCACAGCGUUCAACAUCAACGACGGAAGACCACCGCCAGCAGCUCCGGGAACACCACAGCACAUGGAUGAGCAGUUCCUGUCCCGCCUCUUCCUGUUUGUGGCACUCGUCAUAAUGUUUUGGCUUCUCAUCGCGUAAACAGUUAGGAUCUGGUCAGGAUGUGAUAACAGCGCCUUCUUCGUGGACCUGAUGGUUAAGCCACAGACAGUGAUUACUGAAGUUUCACUAAUGGAAACGUUUAAUUUCUUCCCCCCAUUACGCCGUUGGACCUGCGCUUGGUUUUAUAAACGGUUUGUUUUUAUGCUUUGAAGGAUGUGCACGAUGACGCGUGUGACAUGACUGCAUGUCGGCUGUGAUUUUGAUACUUGUAAAUUGUCAUUUCUCGGAAUGUUUUUCAGCCCUUCUCGAUUUUUUCCCCCCACACGUGUACAUUUAAAUAAAAGUCUUAUUUCUCUUA
Molecule: messenger RNA, 1141 nt
Organism: Hemibagrus wyckioides
Lineage: Eukaryota; Metazoa; Chordata; Actinopteri; Siluriformes; Bagridae
Gene: rnf185
Product: ring finger protein 185
Exons: 7
Coding region: 202-822 (206 amino acids)
Biological process (GO): ubiquitin-dependent protein catabolic process
Cellular component (GO): endoplasmic reticulum
Molecular function (GO): ubiquitin-like protein conjugating enzyme binding; ubiquitin protein ligase activity; metal ion binding
Source: RefSeq, a predicted model, not a curated record